Messenger RNA from Eimeria tenella, 1584 nucleotides. RefSeq lists its product as uncharacterized. The record is from RefSeq and is a predicted model, not a curated record. Gene Ontology annotation, biological process: vesicle-mediated transport; intracellular protein transport. The coding region runs from base 1 to 1584 and encodes 527 amino acids. The transcript has 8 exons. Lineage: Eukaryota; Apicomplexa; Conoidasida; Eucoccidiorida; Eimeriidae.
AUGGCGAAAGAGAUGUGGCUCAAGGAGAGCGAGAGGGCCUCGAAGCUUGCAGAUGACCUAGACAUUGCCGAGAGAACCAUCGCACUCCACGAGGAGGCGAUUUUGGGUAGCAAUGCGGAGCAACGGCGACUACAGCAGGAGCUGCAUGGCCUGCAGCGGCUGCUUUUCACGGCACCUGCUGCAGUACAAGCAGCAGCAACAGCGCGGCCUGCAGCUCUUGGGGGCCGCGCUGACGGACACAAAUCUAAAGCAGCAGCAUCAGCAGACAGGGCUCUCUCCCCUGGGCGCUGCAGCACCGCAAGUUCUUUGCCGGUCGGGCUGGCGGGCGACUUGCACCGGGGAGUUCGCAGCAACGGGAGGCAGCUGCACCGGCAGCAGCAGCAACAGGACCACCUGUUCAGCAGCAGUGCUUGUGUAGAGUCCGUCACGGACACAAUAGAAGAGCCCCUUGCAGCUGGAGAGUCGGCGGCCUGGCGCUUUGCCGUAGGUUGCUUUGCUGCUACAGCUGUUGCUGCUGCUCGUGGUGGCACUGCUGCUGCGCUGCCAUUCUUGUCGCUAUUGCUUCUGCUGCUGCUGUGCUCCUUGGUGGCUGGCGUUACUAGGGUGUUCAUUGUUUGGUUGCUGCUGUUGCUGCUGCAGCAACGCGGACUUGGAACAGAUUCGUCGGAAAUGGCGGCAGCAGGAGUUGCUACUGCAGCGGCACCGGAAGAGUCUUUGUGUCCCAUGCCGCAUGUUGCUGCAGCGAGGUCUAUGGACACCGGCUUUCUGCCGCUGCUGUUAACAGACAGUGGGGUGCUUUUAGAGGAUGAGACGCUGCAGAUUGGAGUGCAGAAGACAAUAAAGGGCCUGUCAGGCCGCAUAAGCAUUUACUUCGGCAACAAGAGGAGCAGUAUGCUGCAGCAGUUCUGUUGUGAAUUGCUGCUGCCAGCAAAUGGCGGGUUGCUGCUGCAGCCAGAGGACCCACAGCGGCAGCUCCAGUAUCUCAAGGGCAGGGAACAGGUGGCCCAUCAUUUGCUGCUGCAGUGCGUGGAGCCCUUCGACUACUGCCCAAUGAUGCGCGUCUCUUUCUUGAUGCCCGAUGCCACACCCUGGAGGCGCGAGGUAUUUAUUCCUCUGUCUUUGUCGCGGUUUGUCGAGGGCCAUCAAAUGGGCGCAGACGACUUCUACCAGCUUUGGAAUUUGCAGCACUUCGCACUAAACGAAACUGCGUGUGUGCUCAACCUCCACCCCCAACUCCAGGGUUCAAUGCUUUCACUCGUGCGGCGCCUGCAGCUAGGCGGUGCUCUAGCUCUCUGCGCUGCAGCGGGCGAGAGCAACGCACAGACUCUGGCUGUGGCUGGCAGCAUGCAGCGGCCUUCAGGAAACGUUUUGCCGCAGCAGCAGAAUGAGCAGCAGCAGCAGCAACAGGAAGAGCAACAGACACGACCUGUCGUUCGUCUCGUUGUUUUGGCCCGGCUAGAGCUGGGGUCGGGCCAGCAACAGGGCCGCGCCCGUCUGGUGGUGCGGGCGAGCGACGGCGUGCUGAGCUCGGCCAUUCGGUCUGAGGUGUAUGCACAGCUGGCGAGGGCCCCCAUAGCGUCUUGA